AGGUGAUUAACAAGAUCAACUGUAUGGUUUAAAUAAAUUUACACAUUUUAGUUACUUUCCCCUGGAGACACGCUUUCCCUGAGUAAGGUUUUAUUAUUGUCAAACAAACGGGUGUACUUGGCGUGUAGUACAUAUGUGGAUGCUCGAGUAUUGUUUAAUGUUUUUCUGGAGCGCAGUGUUACGUUUGCAGCCUACAGAUCCGCCUGGUUGCAAUUGCUUCGUUGUUCACCCGGCAAGGUGAAAAUUGUGAUUGAAGAUUGAGUUGUAGUUGUAGAUCUUCGCAUCUAUUUCAACAAAAUGGACGGCGGCCACUCCAGUGGAACAGGGCCUACGGGCCGAAGCAUGAAGAAAUCGGAGAUGGCUUCGUUCGGAGGAAGCUCGAACAUGAACAACCAGUCGUUUCUCAGGAAUGCGCUGAAUGAUGAGGAUGAAGACGAUGGUUUCGCUUCCAUUCGCGGUUCCCUGGACAAGAUGAAACAGGCAUCACCAAAGGGCGCCCAACAAAGCACAGCCUUGAAGAGCGAGAUGCGAUCACACCAUGUCGCGCAAGUGCUGAAUGAUCCGACCCUCGCAGUCGUCGCCGUCGACGGCGGUUCGCGGGUGGAGGAGGCGCUCCGAUUAAAGGAAUGGGGCGGAUCCGACGCGGACCGGGACAAAUUCGACGGAACCAAGGAGAGGAAGCGCGGCGUCGUUUCGUCCGCUCUGAAGAAGCGCGUCGAAGCCCGAAACGCAGCGAUCGCAGAACGACAGCAGAAACUCAGGCACCAGCAAUCGGGAGGUGGGGCGAGAGGCGAAGGGGAGGCGGCUAGUCCGGCAGAGGUAGAGCGUGGAUCUGAUAUCGGGCAAAACGUCAGAGGAGCUCUGCAGGCGUCAUCUGGAGGUGUGAAAGCGCCGUCGAAGAACACAGACCGCGCACGUGGACCCGCUGCACUCGCAUCGGAUACGAGCCAAGCGCGCAAGAAUUGCGUGACUCUGCGCGGACCCGCGGUGCGCGGGGGCCAAGCUGCCAUCAAUGCCUCCAUGGCGCAACAGCGCAACCGAAGUCUCAACAGCGCGGCGAACUAUAGUCGCGAAGGCGCUGGCACCUCCACCUCAUCAGGAGGUGCCCCUGUGGUGGAUCGCGUGACGAUGACCAGCAUUCGCACGGAAGCGCCCGCUGCAGCCUCGACCGCUGCUACGCAGCAACAAAGCGAGGAGGCCUUGGCGGCGCAGUUGUUACGUGAGCUAGAUGAGGACCUAGGGGUCGAUUCUUUGUUCGGCUUCAAUACGACGUUCUCUGACGAUGAGCGACAGCCUAGCGGCGCUCCAAAAGGCGCGUUGGGACCGAGACCGAUGCCCCCUCGAUCGCUAGGUCGCACCUCGACAACAGGAACACUCGGUGGCACGACACCAGGCGGACUCGGUGCCGCAGCAGCCCUCGGCACCAGCACAGGGGCGCUCGGUGGCGCCGGAGCGCUCGGUGGGAGCACAGGCGUCUCCGACGCCAUGCGCAAGUUUGGUGCGGUUAAGAAAAUCAUCCGAUUAGGGAGCUUCGCUAAGCAUCGUGACGACCAGGAGCGGAGCGGCGCUGCCAAUGAAGGCGAAGCAGCGAUGCCUGAAGAAAGUUCAGGUGCGGACCUCGUGGAAUCCGGAACCUUAAGGAGGAGCGUUCGCGACAUCGUUUUGGGUCAGGAUCUCGACUCUUUGUUGGAUGCAGAACUCAUCGCUGCAGCCGAACAAGAUGCUGCUACUGAAAAGUACUUAUUGUUACUCAUCGAUAAACUCGAUAUUUGAAGUUAGAACACGGGGAGCCUUCGAUCUUGUUUAUCAAAGUUUGUUCUGAUCGUGCCUUCAACCUCAUCUGGAAUAAUUAUGGCGUUUUUUAAGAAGUCAUGAUUUAGGGCUUCUGAGACUCAAGAACGUGCCUGACUUCUAGAAUUGCUUUUUUGAAUGCUCCGUGAGAUCUACGACUGCUCAAUUACCGUUUCAAUCUCAGGUCAGUAGCGUCUCGAGCGAGUCGUAAAUGCAAGAUACAGUUUUCGGAUCCCGAGAUCUCCGAGUUCAAUGUUGACAAGGCCGGGGCAGGCGCAGAGAAUGCUGUGUUAGCUUCGAGUAAUGUCGGAGCACAAGGAACCGCACCUACAAGCGACUUGUUACAGAAUUCUCAACGCGGCGCACAGCUGUCUGUCGGGGCCACCGGGGUUCGCGUUCCACGCGGACAACGGUCCGAAGGUGAGGCGACUCCAAUGCGAGGGUCCUUGACAGGUUCUAUCGGUAAUGCUCGUAUGCUGACAGAAGAAGAGGAAGAGGCCGCACAAGAGCAAACGCCCUUCGCACCGCGCUCUUCGGUGAAUGUGCGCCGCCCCGGCGCUGAAGAGGCCGGAACUAUGGAAACGUUAGCGCGGCUGCAGCAGCAAGAGGGCGUGUUGCGGGAAGCUCUGCGACGUCGCGAUGCGGAGGAGGUAAUUCGUGAUCAGCUAGUGAGAGACGAACAACGGCACUGCAUUCUUGCUGCUCCUGGGCAAGAGCGUGUGGCCCCGGCGACGUCGGCUGACAUGCAUCCGGCGAACAUGCUGCCCUCACCAAAUAUCCAGGCUGCAGCCCUGCUUGUGGCACCCGUCAGCCUUACGGCUGGCGCAUUAAGCACUACCUCCUCCGUGCCUGCCAGCCCUACGAGCGGAAGGAGCAGAUCGCCGUCUCCGGGUCCGAGCGGGCCGAAACGCGUGACAGACUACGCGGAACACCUCGAAGGCGUGCAAGCCCUGCUCGGACGCAAUUUUCUAGAGGAAGCGCCGGGAAACCUCGGGAUUCUUGCACCACCACCUCCGGCUGCAGCCGCGGUGAAGCCAACACCUGCGAGGAACCUUGCUCCCCGAGGACAGAGCACACACAACGCGAAAAACGUUACAUCCAAGAGCAGCAGCAGUAGUAGCAGCUCUGGAUCCAGCGAAGACGAGGACCGCUCACAGAGCGAAAGCGACUCCGCCAGUUCCAGUGCCCUUUCCACCGAAGAUGGACAGAUCAAGCAAGCUGCCGGCGGAAGCGGAGCGGAUGAGAGACCACCGUCCAGCCAGCCGAGCGAACAGAGUACCAGGAAAGACUCUACGACAUCGCCUCGUGGAGCUGCUGCCGCCGGUGCGAGGGGGUUGCCAGCGUCCCCUGUCAGGGGGAAAGGUCAGUCUCCAGGCCACCACCACCACCAUCACGGAGAGCGGAAAUCCGGGCAGCCCGAACCGCAGCCAAGCGGAGAUGUUUCGCUCCACGAUUUAGUGCACGACGCCGUGGACAAAUACAAAGGCAGCGUCAAGAUCCGGCGUAAGAGUCGACUCGACACGGGACUUAGCAACACGACUGACGCUCCGCGCAACAUGGAGGAUGACGUAAUCUUGAGUUUAAUCAAACGGCGGUCACAGACCUCAUCCGUCCGCUCUUCUCUGAGUUCGCAAGCCAGCAGCUUGAGCGCUUCGCAGCGCAAGUCAAUGCUCGCAUCAAGCAGCGUGCAUGCGUCCGGCGGAAUGGCCCGCCCGAGCGCCCAAAUGGGCGUGGCCGGCGACGCGAAUUCAAUUGCCGCGGGUCGUUACCUGCGCAGCGGCAUCGACUCUACUGGCAUGUACUAUCUGCUGGACCUCCUGAAGCAACAGAACUGCUCUUCCCGCGCUCGCCGCGUGUCUGUUGGCGACAACAGCGACGACGAGGGUGGAACCGAGGAACAGAAGGAAGCGAAAUUGCUGCGAGGAGUUAAUCCAGAAUCAGCGCCAAAACCGGAGUUCGACGACGACUUACCCACGCCCCAGUACUUGAUCGGCACGCCGAAGCUGGAUUCUCCGGACUGGACCAGCAACGCGCAGAUGCUCGACGUGUGCCUGCCACAUCUCAUCAAGAUCGGACGCUCGCUUAUGGGACGCACGGUGCACCCGCAAUCGUCUGCAAAGUUGACCAAAACGGAGCUGGCGCAGAACAUUUUGUCGAUGCCGAACUUCUUGUCGGACAUGCUGUGCUACCAGAUUCGGCAGAUGGCUCCGAACCUAUCGGUAACGCGCCCUUUCGACGACAAAGACUCCCACCGCGUGGUGGAAAGGCUUCAUCACUACUUCCAACACUCGAGGGCUACACCGGAAGAGCGACUGAAGAACAUGUUGGCCAGAGAGCCUGACUCCAAGGUUGCAAGGGAGACCAACCCGAUAAACUUUCUCAAAAAGGUAAAUUAUUUGGAUUACAAUUUGUUUGUAACUGUAGUGGAUGUAAAACCUCUAGAAAUAGAUUGUCAGACUAUUUGGAUUACAACUAAGUAGAAGUAGGUCUAGAUGGAAAGCAGUCAACAUGUAGGGUGGUCUUUAGUAAGAAUAAUAAUGCGGAAAGUAAAACUUUCUUUGAGGAAGAUAGAAAAGAGACUGUUUAUUUGUUUCUUUUUCAUUCAAAGAAUGUGGCUGACACUGUUUUCAUCUUCUAAGGUUUAUCGUUAUGUGGUCGUACUGCAGAACCUAAAUAGCCGGUUCAUUUUUCCUCGUCUGACUCCCUUCCUUCGUCCAACAUAAUCUAAACCGUUUUCUUUACAGGGCAUGGGCCACCUGGCGCGGCAAAACGGUGAUUAUUUCUGGGCAGCGCCUGACACGGUAACCUAUCCGCAGCAAUCGCCUUUGACGGAAAACCCGGGACCGAUUUUCACUCCGCACCGCAUGGUAAUGAGAGCGCUUUCACCCUAACAUAUACUUACCUGAUAACGAACAUGAGCGUAGAUUUUUCGGAAAGAGCGUUUCCUGUUUCCUUUAGAUGUCAUGUUGUACUUGUAGUAGCUUAACAAGAAGGGUCGAAUCCUCAUGGAUCUUCCGUGGUGAUGGUAAUAUCAUAAAAAGUCAUUUUGUCGUAGUCGUGAACAACUGGAGGACAACAUUUUAUUCUUAUUUUGAUGUAAUUACAAAAUCACAGAUUUUCUGGGAAGUUUAUCCGCACAUGGCAGUCGAUAUGGCGCGGGAGGCGAUCACGUCCACACGACAUCGGGUGUUUGCGUCAGUGCUGAAGGAGAUCCAGAAACGAUUCGGGUCGAUGGACGACUUGGAUGCGCUCACAGUGGCGUUCUACGAAUAUUGUAGUGAUUGGCUGCGCACUACCAGAAUGGAGCAUCGCUUUACCCGUCUCUCUCGCUCCUCAGGAUUUUCAGGCAUGUUGCGGCAGUCCGCGUGGAACACUCCGGACGAGUUUGUCGAGUUUGUAGGCGAAAUGCCGGGUCUGAGCGACAUGAUGCACGGCGGGGGCGGAGACAGCGACGCGAUUGUGAGCGGAGGACAAGUGCGCGAGUCUACAGGCACCAUCGGCGAUGAUUUUGGUAUGCCGUCCAGAAUUUUUGAUUCCGAUGGGAUGAACGACAUCCGUGCAAACGAGCCCCGCGCGUCGAUCCUUUUUUACACUUCUGAAGGCGAGGACGAGGAACAGUCGGAUGACGAGGAGGAGUCCAUUCUAGACUUGAUUAUCCCUGAUUUUGCGCACCUGUUCAGUCUCUUCGACGACGAGGAUGAAGUUGCUGCAUCUGCAGAGGAGGAGCUCCUCGAAGACGAUGCUGUGAGUGCGACUGUGAGUACAGAGUUGGAGGGCCGAGACUGCGAUGACAGGAAUCGAGAGUGUGCAGAAAAAAUAGAUGAGAGUCGUAGAUUCGCCUUUUACCCGCCGGAUACAGGGGCAAAACCGAAGACGAGACCGUCUCGUCCUGUUGCUGUUCGGCCCGAUCGUCCUGUUCCCGUCCGACCCUCGCUGCGUCCGCCCCGCGGUGAGGCUGCGUUGUUGAAAAAUAUGAUAGCACGAAAGGGUGACCCGCGUUCCCCCGGUGAAGCGGCCGCACGUCAAAACCAACCGGCGGUGGCAUCUAGCGACAUUUCUGACGCUGAUCACGGAACGGGAGGGGCCGUCAGCGAGGUAGCACUGAGUGAGCAAAACGGUUUCGGUCCUUCUUCGAAGACCGCCAAUUCUGCGCCGUCCCCAAGGUCCAACCCGCCGAAAAAGGACGCUUCCGAAGAAGCCAAGAUGAAACGUAAGAGGAUCAGGCGCUUCAAGCUGGUCGAAGAUCAGGCGAUGAAAUCGAAUCCCUACCACGUGGAAUCAUUCUGGACUGCGUCUGACCCUAUAACGCUUGUCUACGAACAGCACGGCUUCAAGCGACCCGUUGGAUCCGAGGCUGUGCUGGCGUCGACCCUGGCUGAAGUGCAAGGUGCAACUAGUAUUGCGGAGCAGAGUCGCAACGGUGGGAAGCUGAACAAAGGGUCUGCCGAGAUUGGAGGUGGCGACAGGGCAAACGCGAUGAAAGAUGCUAGUACAGCUGAUGUCGAUGAAGGCGUGCGGGUUCCCGAAGAAGACUAUAUUCCAAUACUGGAGAAUCCAUAUUUUGAGGGACCCGUUCCGCCAGAGAGCCUGCAAGAGAUGCGGAAAAUCAGCGCAAGACUGAAACGUAAAGUGGAACUCCAGGAAAAGUCUUCAGAAGCUUUUAAAAAGUUGCUUGACAGUCAGUGGUUGCGGCUGGCGGCUCGGCCUCUCAUCAUGCCGUCAAUGAUGGAGGAUUGGCUUCAGGCUGACAUCAUAUCGCAGCGCCUCGGUACGUGCACUGGUAGACCUGGCAUUCUAGGAGGCGAGACUACUACUGCGAGAAGCCCAACGAGCGACGCUGCGAGAUCUAAGUCGCCCGUGGCGGCCCAAGCGGGCGCGGUCAUGAAGAAGUCUCCGGGUGUCUUUCCUCCGCUUGCAGAUCUUCGCGCGCUUCCACCACGUGAGUUGCGGCAGAUGAGACAGGCGCUGCAAACACAUUCUCCUCCUCUCGUUUCGGAGGUUCUGAAAGCGGGAGUAAUGCACCCAGACGCUUUAGCUCUGCUCCAUCCUGGCGACGCGGUGGAGUUGCAGUACAUGAUGCAGCACAGCAAGCCGCUGGGCGGGACCGCUAAACACGUCAAAGACGAGGAAGAAGAAGAAGAAGACUCUGAGGACUCGGACAGCGAAUCUGCGCAAUCUUCACGCCGCGUUCCGGAAAAGCCGCAGGAGGGGCCCGACUACCUGAAGCAGAUGCGUCACCGUGUUCGUGCCAUGCUGCGCACGGCGGACGAAUCCGCACCAGGAGUCUGGGAUAAGAAAGCGCUGCGCAAGAUUGAGCGUAUGCACUCCGCGCUGGGAGAGCCUGGAGAAUCCUCAUCCGAACCAGAAGAGAACGACAUGGGGCCGAGCACAUCUCCGUCCGAAAGCGAAGAGGAAAAACCACAACCCGCGAAACGGGAGACCAAAAGGCCUACUGUCUCAAAAGCGCCGUCCCCCAAAGUAGGAGCAUCCAAAGCAGCACCGGUUCGGCCUUUGGACGGCUUUCGCGUCAAUGCGCGUCAGAGCAAGGCAGGCGCGAAAGCAGGUGCUCGGCCCUCCGCAGCCAAGGCAAAGGCCCGCGCAUCAUUGAAAAAGGAGGAGGCAGCCGCCGUAAAGGAAGACGAGCGUGCGGCAGAAGCAAGUGAGGCUGCAGCAGAGGUAAAGGAGCAGGCACCAGGUGAUAUAGAUGCUGCUGAUGCAGGUGAGGCCGCCGAUACAGCUGAGGCUGCGUCCAAACAUGAGGAGGGCGAUGCUUCCCCGAGCGAGGAGCCAGGCGACCCCGUGGCGCAGGGCGCAGACGGUGAACAAGCUGAAGAUGGCCAAAAAGGCGGGAACUUUAAUAGUGAAGUUUCCGAGGUGCAGCACUCCGACACACCACGCAUGCGUGGGGGCGAAGGUGAGGGGGCUGCGGCGAUGAUGUCAGGUAUGGAAGUAGAUAUCGAUGGCACAAGCGAGCGAAAGAGCAGGGUUUCGCAAAAGCCGACUGGGUUGCCUGCGGAAGCGCCUGCAAAGCGGAGGUCUGUGCCGCAUAUGGCUAAGGCUCCACCCACGGCCACUUCGCGUCUGGCGGAAAGGACGAAGGGCGGGGCACGACUCGCUGAUGAGAUGCGCGUGACCGCCGAAACCGUGAAGCGCAUGGAGGCUCGCGCGGAACCGAAGGCGCACAUCUCGCGAAAGUCUGCCACGAGGAUUGCGGAGAAAGCAGCGUUAGCUGCACAGGCCAACAAGUAUAGAGGUGCACUGCGCGACGAGUCGAACUUUGGGCAGUUGAUGGACGAAAUGGUCGAGCGCGAUCGCCGGGAGGCCGAGGCGGCAGCCAAGAAGAAGCGGGAGGAGGAAGAGCAGAAGCUGCGACUUGAGACUGAGUGGGAACAGCGUAUGCAAGUAGCGCAAAGCGGUGGAGAAUCAGCGCACGAGCCCGCACCAAAGGAAGAACUGCGAGUAGAUGAGAGUGAAGCGCCAACAGGAACCUCCACUUUAGCAGACGAAGCUGCCGCAGCCACGACCGGCGAGGGCGCCGCCGAUGUGUCGGAGGAACCGGUCGCUCGACCCUCGUCAAGAAGUGUAGCUCUUGUUACGCCUGACGACACCGCAGAUGGCGAGGGGAACAGUGACGACGAUCACCCACUGCCCUCUCCGAAAGGACCACGUAAGAGUCUUGAGGAGAUUCGCGCAGAGGCACGACAGAGUGUUCGGCAGCGGGUCUCAGCAUCGCGCGUAGGGGUGCCUAGUUUGAAGCUAGAUCCACAAGAGGCCGUUGACGCGGCCGCGGAAGGCAAUCGUGAAGAUGCUGUAGAGGAAGAAGCCCAAGAUCCACUUGCGGCUGACGAGGACACCGCGCCUAAACAAGACGUGGCUCUAAAUGACGCGGCUGCCGAAGACUCAGAUCCCGCGGAGGCUGAAGCAACCGGAGCUCGUGACGAAGACAUUGGAGCUGCGAUCGGUGGCGACGCGGGGGAACAGCAAGAAACCGCGGACGCACCACGAAGUCCAACGGCGGAUUCACUCGAUUUGGAGGACGCGGAAUUUGAACGAAAGAUGGCGGAAGCAAUGAACCUCACAGGCGCAAAAACACAAAGUGAUGAAAUUAUUGAGGAGAAAGCCGAGGAAGAAACGCUAGACGACGCAGCCGACACUCUUACUGAGGCUGCACCUACAUCGGCGAACGCAGACGAGCAGGACGAAAAGCUAGAUGCCGACGCAGAGGAGGAGGACACACAGCAAGGACAGGCUUCUGCGCCCGAUGCUGUUGAAGAUGAACCUCCCAGCAACGGCAAGGAAGGAAUGGCUGAGCCGGAGGUAGAGGCAACGGCAACUACCAUCUCUGUUCAAAAAGUAGAGGAUCCACCAUCUUCGGAAACAGUAUCGGGAAAGACGCUCACAACACAGGCGAGAACGUCUUCGCGUGUUUCCUCCGUAAAGGUUAUGGGGCGUCCACGGCGCAGCGGCAUGCCAAAGAAAGUGUCCGUCGUGCAGAUGACCCGGCCAAGAUCAAGAUCACAGAGCCGUAGCCCAGCCGCGUCACCGCGCGCAUUGCAAGUGUCCGCAUCACCUCGUGGCAGCGCGUCGGGAGAGGAGUCAGCCGCCUCUGCUUCACCCGCUGUGCACGGCAAGGCAAAAAGUCAUGCCGCUUUUGGAACAUCCGCAGUUCCAAAAGGAGCGCAUGUAAACAGGGUCGUAGUGGCGAAAAGUAGGCCGAAGCCAGCGGACGAACCAGGAAAGGGGGAGUAAAUAGAUAUUUGUUUCUUGUUCUCCCCACAUGCAUUACGAAGUCUUAAUCUUACUAACGGUUUUAUUAUCUCCAUAUUCGAUCUAUGAAUGGUAUGGGGUAUAUGAAUGUACAGAUUUGCAUAGGUUUGUAUCAGAUAGCCGUCACGACUCUGUCGAAUAUUUGCAUCUAACUAAUAGUCUUGAAUUCUUGUAUGUACUUGCAGAAAUAAAGGACAAUGACUGAUUUAUCUUGUCAACGUUGAGUUAGACUGAAUACUUCUGUACGUGAAUCAUGAUCAUGUUCAUGCCACUUCGGCAAACAAUUUAUCUUGUGUUACUUAGAGUCUUUCGUGGUUCUGGGAGUAUAGCUUGCCAACGCACACAAGUGACGAGAUUCUUUCUAUCCAACGGCAACAGGUCGCAUACUACUUAAUGUACCUAUACUCAUUGGAAACAACGCAUCGGAUAUAUUCACAAGCUGGGAAAAACUGGAUUUGAAAAUCAUCGUAGGAGCAUCUGAGGAC
Molecule: messenger RNA, 10043 nt
Organism: Amoebophrya sp. A25
Lineage: Eukaryota; Dinophyceae; Syndiniales; Amoebophryaceae
Source: the annotation of a GenBank genome assembly